This is a messenger RNA of Turnera subulata, 162 nucleotides long. NCBI's taxonomy places the organism in Eukaryota, Viridiplantae, Streptophyta, Magnoliopsida, Malpighiales, Passifloraceae. The record is from the annotation of a GenBank genome assembly.
GUGAGAUUCUUAGUUGUAUUACUUAUAGCUUCCUUGUUCGUAGACAAAGCGGAUUCAGAAUUGUCUUUCAUUUCAAGGCAUAACUUGUAUUCAUGCGCUUCCUAUUCGCUUAGAGUUCACUCCAAGAAAUAUAGGCAUGGCUACUCUCCUACGAUAAUGUAG